ACAAAACUGAGGCUGUGACGUAGAGUCAGAUUUUCGCCCGACGGCUUGGCUUGAGCCGACGGUCAAAGUAAAAGCAAAGCAGACAUGGUUGUCUGGAGCACUUUUUCCCGUGCAAUUCACGGCACAAAAGGAGUGUCGAACAUUCUUUUGAACCGCGCCAUUCUUAAAAAUGUCCAGCAAGUUCGUCAAAUGUCGGGUGGUGACCACAACAAAUUCAUAAUUCAACCCACUCGUUGGCAAUGGAAUAAGUUCAAGGAUAUGGUGCAUAUGUACGUUUUGAUUGGUAUGAUUCCUCUGGGUCUAAUUUCUACAUACUGCAACGUUUUUAUUGGUCCUGCCCAACUUGCACCAAUUCCUGAAGGAUACACACCGAAAGAAUAUGAAUACCAUCGUCAUCCAAUUACCAGAUUCUUUGCUAGCUUUAUGGAAUCAGAACAGGAGGCCUAUGAGAAACACAUGCAUAUCCUAUGGGCUGAGUAUGAUGCUUCAGAGUUCAGGAGGAUCGACAAAGAGAUUACAGCUCUAAUCCAAUCAAGGGGAGAUUACCAAAAAUACUACUACCUUCCUGUCAAUAAGUGGUCUGCACAAGACAUGCAAAAGGAGAAGUAUGAAACGGAACAGUUGGGCAACCAAGGCCGUUGAUAGACAGUUAUCUUUGUUACAAAUGUAGAAUGAAGUUUGGGAAUGGAGUCUGUGUUAAUACUUUGCUUUGUGUACAAAUAAACAAAUAGUCAAUUGGUUUCAUA
Molecule: messenger RNA, 746 nt
Organism: Frankliniella occidentalis (western flower thrips)
Lineage: Eukaryota; Metazoa; Arthropoda; Insecta; Thysanoptera; Thripidae
Gene: ND-SGDH
Product: NADH dehydrogenase [ubiquinone] 1 beta subcomplex subunit 5, mitochondrial
Exons: 4
Coding region: 85-642 (185 amino acids)
Source: RefSeq, a predicted model, not a curated record